GAAAAGAAAAGGGAAAUUGAGUUGAAGAUGGCUUAAUCAAUGCAGUGGCAUGCUUAUCCAAGCUCUUACCCCAAUAUAUUCUUCGGUUGAAUUCACAUUUUCACCAAACAAACCUUCACCCAUAUAAAACUCUUCAAACCCUAGUUUCAUUUCGGCGAUUCCUGCUACCUGAUCUUCUUUUGUCGUAUGGCUUCUGGCUUUGAUUUUGCAUCCGAUGAUAUCCUCUCUUCUUACCAAGAUUACGCUAAUCAAGAUCAAUCCAAUUCUCCAAUCGCCACUAAAGAGGAAUUUAACAAAAGCAGAAUGGCGAAAACAUCGGUGUUUUCGACAGAUGAUUCUGAUAAUCAGGAUGUGAUUAUUUUGGCUGUUGAGAGAUCCAUGAAGAAACACACGGAUAAUGUUAUGCGGGUUCUGGAGGGUCUUAGUUCGCGUUUAUCGCAGUUGGAAUUGUAUUCUUAUAACAUUGAUAAAUCGAUUGGGGAGAUGCGGUCCGAUUUGACCAGAGAUCAUGAAGAAUCGGAUGCCAAACUUAAGUUUCUCGAAAAACAUCUUCAAGAGGUGAACAGGUCUGUGCAGAUUUUGAGGGAUAAACAAGAGCUUGCGGACACUCAAAAGGAACUGGCGAAACUAAAACUCGCUCGAAAAGAAUCGUCUUCGAGUCAUAACUCGCAGCAGAAUGAUGAUCGGUCUUCAACACCGGAUACGCGAAAGAACGAAUCCCAUGGUCAGCAAUUAGCAUUGGUCCCAGCCCCCCAACCCGCUCCGGUCCCAGCCGCCCAACCACCGAUGACUCAACCGCAGGCUUAUUAUUUGCCUCCUGGUUCGACCCAAUACCCGCAGGCUCAACUGCAGCCACAGGUUCAGUCGGUAUCGCAGUAUCCGCAGCAGUGGACCCCACAGCCACAGCCAACAAUGCAACCCGGACAGCAGUGGAUCCCACAGGUGCAGCCACAGCCAACGAUGCAAACAGGGUCAUCAUCGCCUCAAGUUUACCCUCAGUACCUUCCGACGAAACCACCUGUGAACCCCACGUCUCCUGAGCCGCUUCCAAACAGUAUGCCAAUGCAAAUGACAUACUCAGCCAUGCCCCCGCCUGGCUCUAACCAACCAAUGACUUACUCGUACGUUGGACCAGCCCGAACAGCUCAGCCUCAACCAUCACCACAACAUCUGAUGAAGCCUGGUUAUGGAGGGCAGCCAGGUGACGCUUACGCCGCAGGUGUGCCGCCCGAUGCGUAUAUGGUGUAUGAUAACGUGUCGGGAAGGGUUCAACAUCCGAGUCAGGGGAGUAGUGGCGUCGGUGGUGGUGGUGGGAUGAUGUCACGUCCACCGCAGCAGUUUAUGCGCUAUGGUGAAGUGAUAGAUAAACUGGUGAGUAUGGGGUAUCGAAGCGAUCAUGUGAUGAGUGUGAUUCAGAGGAUGGAUGAGACUGGACAGACCGUUGAUUUCAACGGUGUGUUGGAUAGGUUGAAUGGAAGAGGAUGGUCUAAUUGAUUCGUGUGGAUUUUCAGUUUACUUGUUAAGAAUAAGCUUUAAUGUGUGGCGACGGGGAGAGAGGUUUUAGUUUAUGAUCUCUCCGUUGUAGCCUGCAAUGACCGUAGACAAUGCUAGUUGUGUUUUUCUUGACUGGUGUUGCUAUGUUUUUAUGUAUCGGUUUGUCUUGGGCGUUGUUGUGUACUUGUAACCUCAACAUCCGCUCUUAAUUAAUACCUGUUUGUCUGUUUGUUCG
This is a messenger RNA of Helianthus annuus (common sunflower), 1729 nucleotides long. Its product is annotated as synaptic defective enhancer 1. The record is from RefSeq and is a predicted model, not a curated record. The coding region runs from base 187 to 1494 and encodes 435 amino acids. Lineage: Eukaryota; Viridiplantae; Streptophyta; Magnoliopsida; Asterales; Asteraceae. The transcript is spliced from 3 exons.